CAGUUCAGAACCUUUCUAACUUGACUGUGGUGGUGUUUGUGCGGGUGCUGGACGCGGUGGAUAGCAGUCAGAUAGAAAUCUAUAAAGAUGGCCUCGGCAACAGCAACCUACGGGCAGAAGGAGUCUUCGGACCAAAACUUCGACUACAUGUUCAAGAUCCUCAUCAUCGGAAACAGCAGCGUGGGCAAAACCUCCUUCUUGUUCCGCUACGCCGAUGAUUCCUUCACACCAGCCUUUGUCAGCACCGUGGGCAUCGACUUCAAGGUGAAGACCAUCUACAGGAACGACAAGAGGAUCAAAUUACAGAUCUGGGACACGGCGGGUCAGGAGCGUUACCGCACCAUCACCACGGCUUACUACCGAGGAGCCAUGGGCUUCAUCCUCAUGUACGACAUCACCAACGAGGAGUCCUUCAACGCCGUCCAGGACUGGUCCACUCAGAUUAAGACGUACUCGUGGGACAACGCCCAGGUGUUGCUGGUAGGAAACAAGUGUGACAUGGAGGACGAGCGAGUGGUGGGCGGAGAUAGAGGCCGGCAGCUGUCGGAACACCUCGGUUUUGAGUUCUUCGAGGCCAGUGCCAAGGACAACAUCAACGUGAAGCAGACCUUCGAGCGCCUGGUCGACAUCAUCUGUGAAAAGAUGUCUGAGAGCCUGGACGCCGGAGAUCCCGCUGUCACAGGGGCCAAACAGGGGCCCCAGCUGACAGAGCAGCCCGCUCCACCUCACCAGGACUGUGCAUGUUAAAGCUGACUGCUCCCUCCUCCCUCCUCCUCCUCUUCCUUCUUCUACUUCUCCCUCAACUGGAUACCAGGCCCCGGGUCUAUUCUCCAUCACCCUUUUCACUUACUUUCCUGCUUCUCUCUGUAUAUCAUUAAGGGUCGUUGGCUCUUGGUCACAAGAAUCAGGUUGAAAAGUGUCUGAAACGCUCUGAGGUUCUCGUGGACCAGGUGUGUUAGCUUCUGGUUCCUCCGCAUACAGGAGCUAAAAUGUGUGGGGCUGACUUUGGAUCAGUGCUGAACCAGCCUGAUGCCAAAGCAGGUUCAGUUAAACCAGAGUGUUUCAGACCCUUUGCAACCUGUGUUCUUUCAGUUUCCAGACCUGUUGUCCGUUGUCCCCCUGCUCCUCAGUGUGGUUUAAAGGAUUUGACGGCGUCCGUCCUCAGAGUGCCAUUUCAAUCCUUCCCAUGUUUACAGUACUCCGUUUCAUGUCAGUCAAAUGUUUUGAGAAGAUGUCAGCCUUGGGGACCAACGAGGUCACAGUUGAGUUACCUAUAUGUUAGAGGGAUGAUUCAGCUGAAAGCUGCUCCAUACCGACGUGUUAUAUUUCUUAUAUGAUUCUGGAUGCAUAUGGAAUCAUAUAUACAUGGAUCUGUGUUACUUUUUUCCUCAGCUUGCAUCUCAACAUGGAUGCUGCGGGUAUUAGGAAGAGUAGUGUUUAGCUCCGUCUGGCCUUUUAUUUUUUUUUACUUUUCUUCAGCAAACUUUUUUUGUAUUCUGAUGCCCCGGUUUAUUAUUUUAAAAUAUGAACAAGAUAUAGCUAGGUAAAAAUAGUGAAACAUGAAGACGCAUUUUAUUUAAUUAUAUUUAUUUCAAAUGUACAUAUUAAUGUUGUGCAAUAUAUAUAUAUAAAUAUAUAAUAUCUACAGGUAUGCAUUUCUGAAAAUGAAUUUGAGAAGGAAUGAACUUCAAUGAGGAUAGUAUCAAAUAUAAAAAAGGUAUAUGUUGUAGGGUUUGUUUGAAAGAUGUGUGUGGAUUGCGUCUUUUCCCUGUGGGUUUGAUCUCCUGCUGCUCUCCAGGGAGGUUGCUAAGUCAGAAAUUCAAACUUCCUUCUGAGCAAAAUGUGGUGGAGCGGCGCUUUGAGUGUGAAUUACAAGUCACACGACAUGUUUGUCAUCCUCCAAAUCCACUUCAGUGGGAUUUCCAGCCCUGCUGCUGAGGAAGUGUAACAUCUUAGCAAGGCUCUAAUAUUAGAGGAGUGAGCCAUGUGGAGAAAUGUUUUGUUGCAUCAUUAAUGUAUUUAUGGGCCAGACUUGGUGAAGGUGACAUCAGGAGUCGUGAGUCUCCUAAAACAGGCAAAGGCAAGUGUUGUUGCAAAUGUUUUGAUUUUACUGUUCCUGAUGUCACAGAUAAUAUAAAGAUUUAAGGGCCUCGUCCUUCACUGGGACACAGCUCACUUGUGCUUGCUAACAAUGCUACAUGCUGCUACAUAUGUGAAAGAAAAUAUCCUGGAUCUGAUCCGGAGCGGCACCAAAAGUAAAUGGGUUCUUCCCUCACCCAUAUUGCAUCCUUCCUUCAAUAUCCGUGGAAACCUGUUCUGUAAUUUUGUGUAAUGCUGCAAAAUAAAUAAAUCAAACAAACACCAAUGAAAAUAUAACCUUCUUGGUGGAAGUAAUUAUUCACACAAGGGGGACGAUUAUCAGACAUUUUAAUGUUGUCUAAAUUGUACUGAAAUGGGUUUGGAGGAUAUAAACAAUGUUGUUUUAUUGGGUAAUAUUUAUGGUAUUUGGCCUUUUAUGUAACAGUUUGAUCCCAGGGAGUGAAAGAAAACACCCAGAGAGAAUAAGCUGGUACAUGAUAAACAAUGUAACCAGAGCUGAGUUGGCUGUUCCACAAAUAUUAGCCCAUUCAGCCACUGGGAUGUGCAGGCUUGGUUUCAACAUCACUAAAUGAACCAGAACCAGAUCAAAAUCGCUUUUAUGAACAACUGCAGUUAACUUGUCUUGCUGAUACUGAGACCUCAAGACCACGGAGAGCAAAGAUGAAACUGACGGCACAGGAGAGGAUGGUUAGAUUCAAGACAGGGAAAAUAAUCUCAAUGUAGCAUAAAUUACAAACACCUGUCUAGAUCCAGAAUAACAGGCGGGAUUUCACAUACACGGCACCUGUUUGGAUUUUGAAUCUUAUUUUGCACUGAAUGGAUUCAGGACUGUUGUACGUGUGCAGUUCAGGUGUCGCGAAUGUUCACUUACAUGUUCUUGAGGGCAAUUGAGAGACAUCAUAUCAUCUCUGGACAUUAGAGAAAUCUGUCAAACUAAAUGAUUGUGAGACGUCUCCAGGAUCAGUAUUACAGAGCAGCUACAUUAGAUACUGGCGUCCUCUUGUGUGGACCUGCAUUUACUCGUCUGUUUGUGUGUAAUGUUAUCUCCACGCGAGUCAUCACAGGAGCAAAAUGUGCAUACUUGUUUUAAUACAGUUUCCAGCAGUUCAAACUGGAUUCCAAGGGUAUUCCUGCGUUUCCCUUUCACCAAAGACCACUGUCGAAGCAGCUCACCGUUGUUGCAGUAGAAUACCAGAAUGAGAGGCGGGAUCCGGGUUUAAACGUUCAGUUGGUAAUAAAACAACAAAAGUGCUGUUUGAUGGAAAUACAAGAACUCUGGUCUUUGAGAAGAUCAUUUUCUGUUGUUGUUACCCACGGCUGGCUAGUGUGCAGUGCAAUUUUGAAUUUGAAUUUGAAUUUUUUUCAUUAACAACGUUGAUAUUCGAGGCAUUACUACCAAUGGAUUGAUGCUCUGGAAGUCAUAAUUAUGGUCAAGCUUAAAUCUGAAUCAGAAAAGUCUAACUAAUGUGAGGUGCAAUUGUCAAGUGUAGCAUAAAAUAAACCUGGAACCACAGAAGGAUAUUAAAGUGUGAGAAAUGAGGCCCCAGACAAAGUGGUGAUUCUAUAGUCGAAUGUGAUUAUUUGGAAAUUUACAAACCUGGGAAAUUAUAUUUCAGAUUUAAAUUUUUUUUCCCUGCUUAUAUUUUUCUUCUUACUGGUUGUGACUGUUUCUUUCCCGGUAAAAUCCAAACUUUUAAAAUCUCAUCCUAUCUAAUAUGUCUUCCUCUCUAUAUACACCCGAUCUGUAAAUAUUGUACCUUUGAGUCUGUGUGUGUGGAUUGUGUUGUAUCAACUCAGGCUGGCAACAUCUACAAAAAAAAAGGAGAGUUAAAAAAAAGCCAGUAAAAAACCUUGAAGCCCCCAAAAGAGCCAUGUUGUACUGUAUAUGCAUUCAUUUCUAUAGGCCUGCUUGUGAAUGAAUGUGUCACUCAGUUACGAAGCAAUACACACACUCUACAGUGUCUGCACUAAAAGAAAUGCCACCCAGCUUGGUAGAGGCUGCCGACGUUAGAUCUUCUACUAGCACGCAGAAACAUAGAACUUUAUUUGGUCUGGUAUCACUGCCUCUUCAAGUCCUCCUCGGUUCGGGCUGUUAAGAUGAGAGAAUCUGCUGUGGAUGUUUUUAUCUGUACUUUGUGGUAAAACAAUAAAAAAAAAAGUUGCUAACAAUCA
Molecule: messenger RNA, 4272 nt
Organism: Pleuronectes platessa (European plaice)
Lineage: Eukaryota; Metazoa; Chordata; Actinopteri; Pleuronectiformes; Pleuronectidae
Product: ras-related protein Rab-3A
Exons: 5
Coding region: 88-747 (219 amino acids)
Biological process (GO): regulation of exocytosis; protein secretion; regulation of synaptic vesicle fusion to presynaptic active zone membrane
Cellular component (GO): plasma membrane; axon; synaptic vesicle membrane
Molecular function (GO): GTPase activity; GTP binding
Source: RefSeq, a predicted model, not a curated record